Molecule: messenger RNA, 4955 nt
Organism: Durio zibethinus
Lineage: Eukaryota; Viridiplantae; Streptophyta; Magnoliopsida; Malvales; Malvaceae
Product: protein PHYTOCHROME-DEPENDENT LATE-FLOWERING-like
Biological process (GO): regulation of transcription by RNA polymerase II
Cellular component (GO): SAGA complex
Molecular function (GO): transcription coregulator activity
Source: RefSeq, a predicted model, not a curated record
AGUAUUUUUUUGGGAACAGUUUUCCAAGACAAGAUUUUAGUUGGUGGAAAUCUUGCCAUAAAAUUUUCAUUUUCCCUUAUUUUUGUUUUUAUUGCAAGUUAAAAAGGAUUAAAACGUUGGGCGACCAAAAGCGCAGACAAACAGGGUAUACUUUGUUAAAAUCCGAGAUCCGAACCGGACCGAAGUCUCUCCUUGUCUCUCACCAACAAAUACCAAUCAUUUUUUUUUUCUAACAGAGCUCUACAAUUUCGAUUUUCAGUUGGAACUCUGAGUUCCCCAAGGCCUUAUUUUCUGUUAAAAGGGCUCUUUGGUUGCAUCAAACCCGACAUUUCAGAUUUCACUUUGGUUUUUGUCUUUACCCAACUGUCUCUCUUUAUUUUAUUCUUCCCCACCCAAACACGCCCUUCCAGCGAUUCAAUUAAUCCCCAGCUCUCUUUCUCAAUUUCGCCCAUAAUAAACCCAACAAGUUUUAAGAUUUUUAAUACGGUUUUGCUAAUUUUUCUCCAGUUUUUACUCGAAAACUCAAUCUGGGUUCUUAAUUAUCUUUUUCUUGAUCCAAACAAAACCCGUUAAAGCUCAAUUUCUCAUGGUUUAAUCCUGAUAAAGCAGAGAAGGCUUUACAUGGGUGUUUCGUUUAAGGUUUCAAAAACCGGUACUAGGUUCAAGCCGAAGCCUUGUCUUCAAUCAGAGGCUACAGUUGAUGUUCCCUCUGAUGAUUCUAAAGAAAGCUCACGGCCUAGAAAGCUCCAGGGUGAUGUCAUUCAAGGUGUUGAGCGUGUUCUGCGGUUGUCUCAAUCAAUUGUUGCUGAUGAAGCUUUUUGUGUUCCUGCAGACCAUGAAAUUUCCUUCACUUUGAACCUUUACCCGGAUGGCUAUUCUAUUGGAAAACCCCAAGAGAAGGAGGCUUUGCAUCAGGCUACCUUUCAGGAUGCUUCAAAGUUGCAUCCAUAUGAUAGGUCAUCUGAAACUCUCUUCUCAGCAAUUGAAUCUGGCCGAUUGCCAGGAGAUAUUUUGGAUGAUAUACUGUGCAAAUAUGUUGAUGGGACACUCGUAUGUGAGGUGCGGGAUUAUCGAAAAGUUGCACCUCAACAAGGAUCUAACAUCCCAGCUAUGGAUGGGUCACCUAUCACCAAUAAAGUGCGUCUUAGGAUGUCUUUGGAGAAUGUAGUGAAGGAUAUUCCAUUGAUUUCAGAUAAUUCGUGGACUUAUGGUGAUUUAAUGGAAGCAGAGUCACGGAUAUUGAAAGCCUUGCAACCACAACUUUAUUUAGAUCCUACUCCCAAACUGGACAGGCUCUGUACUAACCCUGUUCCAACUAAGCUCAACCUUGCUUCUUGUAGCCUGCGGAGAAAGAGAUUGAGGCAGGCUCCAGAAGUUACAGUUACCUCUACUCGUAAGAUCCAUGGCAAGAAGGUUUGCAUAGAUAGAGUGCCGGAAUGCUCUAACGGCAGGUUGGAAGAGGCAGGAAUUGUUUCAGGGAAUUUGAUGCCGCAACAAGCCCAGGAAAAUCUGACUCCUCAAAAUAUUGGUCCAAGCAAUAUGUUAGCAUUAAGACCUAAAAGUUUUGUCCCAGAUUCCUCUGUUCCAGCACUACCCAUGACAUCCCCGUCACCAAGGUAUCAAAUGGGGGUUUUGAAUGCAAGAAGCAUGCAGGAUCAUGGGUCUAGUUCCGUUGUCAAUGCAGCUGCCUCCGCUGCUGGGCAGGACAUGACAAUGCCAUAUGCUGAGAGCAUAAACUCUGGUUCUUCUCUUCUUGCGAAACGGGAGAAUCCAGAUGGUCCAAUGUCACCCUUAUCUGGCCUUAAUAAAAGAACUAGGCUUAAUGCUGUUGGACCAGAUGGGAUGCCACAGCAACAAGUUGUGCCACAUAUGGAUGGCCUUAAUGGACCGGAUAUCAGCUGGAAGAAUAUGUUACUGCCCCAGCAAGCAAUGGCAAGAGGAAUUCAAUAUGCAAAUCCAGGCAUGCAGAAGUAUCCACAGCAGGUUUUUGAAGGGGUUCUGAAUCAGGAGGCUGGUGCAAUGCCAUUUGCUGCAGCACAGCAAGCAUUGAGAUAUGGUGCCAAGGAAGAGCCAUUUGAUCCAGACAAGUUGGAUGGGUCUCAGCUCAAUAGGGAAACUGAUACAAAGCAUUUGGACCCACAGCAGACACGGCUUCAACCAAGAUUGCCCCAUGGAUUUGUCAGACCUGGUUUCCCUCAGACACCUUGGAACAAUAUCAGUCAGCAUGUAGAGAAAGAAGCAAGAAAGGAGGACCAGUUCCAAAAAAGGAAAUCAGUACAGAGUCCACGUUUAUCGAGUGGGGCUUUGCCUCAAUCUCCAUUAUCAUCAAAAUCUGGGGAAUUUUCAAGUGGUUCUGUAGGACCUCACUUUGGGGCUGUUGCAACAACUUCUGCACUUGGAGCAUCUCUAAAGGAGAAGGCAGCUGUUAACUCAGUUCCUGCUGUUGGUGGUACCCCUUCUUUGACUUCCAGUGCAAAUGACUCUAUGCAACAACAACACCAGGCUCAAGUUGCUGCCAAGCUAAGAUCAAAUUCCCUCCCCAAGACCCCAGCAAUAAAUGCAGUUGGAUCUCCUGUGAGUGUUAGCAAUAUCAGUGUUCCAUUCAAUGCAAGCAGUCCUUCUGUUGGAACCCCACCUUUGGCUGAUCAAACAAUGCUUGAAAGGUUCUCAAAGAUUGAAACUGUGACUAUGAGGUAUCAACUCAACAGCAAAAAGAGCAAGGGUGAGGAGUACCACAUCCAGAAACCCAGCACACAUUCUCCUCAACUUUUAUCUGCCUGUCUAACCAGUCUUUCCAGUAACGAGGAUUUUAAAAACGAUUUGUAUCCACUAUCAAAGUCACUUUUUGGUGGCAGCAUGAAUACUUACAAGACGAGAAUCUUAAAUUUUGUUCAGGGCGAUCAUGUUGUUCAAGGGAAUGUUGUUUCUCUAGUUUCUAGGGUACAAACUAGAAUGAUAAUGUCUGAGAAACCAACUGAUGGGACCGUAGCAAUGAUUUAUGGAGACAUAGACGAUGGUGACAUUCUUGGUGUCGAGGAUCAUAUUCCUCAUCUUCCUACGCUUCCAAAUACUCACUUGGCAGACUUACUUGCACAGCAGUUCUGUUCACUGAUGCAGCAUGAAGGACAUCACCUUGUGAAAGAUAAUGUUCAGGCAAAACCAACUCGAGUGCUUAUGGCCUCUAGCAGUCAACCGAUUUCUGCUGUAGCCUUUCCCAACAAUUCUGCAGCUGAUAUGCAGCAUACAAUGCAACAGUAUGCCGAAGCUGCUCCUUGUCAGGCAACCAAUGAAGUUGCAAAGCCGAAUAGCAGUAAUAACAUAUCUAUAAAUCCAUCCCCGAGUGUGCUAGGAAACACUAGGACGCCGCCUCCUGGAAACCCUCAGGCCUUACAGAUGUCUCAAGGACUCCUAUCUGGGGUUUCAAUGCCUACAAGGCCACCGCAAUUAGAUCCACAACCACCACUUCAGCCGCAGCCACAGCCACAACAAGCACAACAGCAACAACCACAACAGCUGCCGCCGGCUCCGCAGCAGCAGCAAAGUCAACAACACAUUUUGCUUCAACAACAGCAUCAGCAGUUCCCGAGAUCACCGAUGAUGCUUGCAUCAAAUCCUCUCCCACAGUUGAAUGCAAUUGGGCAGAAUUCAAACGUGCAGUUGGGUAAUCAAAUGAUCAGCAAACCUUCCCCUCUUCAACUUCAGAUGAUAAAGCAGCAACAACAGCAGCAGCAGCCACAGCAGCAGGCACAAAUGUCGAGGAAAAUGAUGAUGGGACUAGGUACUGCUGUAGGUAUGGGAAACAUGAGCACUAACAUGGUCAGGCUUGGAGGCCUGGGCAAUGCCAUGGGAAUUGGAGGUGCAAGGGGAAUUGGUGGAACAGGAAUCUCAGCUCCAAUGACACCUAUUUCUGGCGUGGGUAAUAUGGGCCAAAACUCAAUUAGUAGUAACCCAGCUUCAAGUAUUACCAAUGCAAUAAGCCAGCAGCUUAGGUCUGGAACACUAACGCAAGCUCAAGCUGCUUUAAUUUCAAAACUAAGGAUGGGCGGAGGAAGCCUGUUAGGUGGUCCUCAAUCAAGCAUAGCUGGGAUGUCUGGAGCCAGACAGAUGCAUCCAGGUUCUGCUACUAUUUCUAUGCUGGGCCAGAAUCUGAACCAGGCUAACAUGAACUCAAUGCAACGGACUGCUAUGGGGCCCAUGGGUCCUCCAAAGAUGAUGCCUGGGAUGAACCACCUUUACAUGAACCACCACCACCAGCAGCAGCAGCAACAACAACAACAGUUGCAAUUGCAGCAUCAGCAGCACCAGCAGCACCAGCAGCAGUUGCAGCAGCAGCAUCAAUUACAACAGUUACAACAACAGUUACAACAACAGCAACAGCCGCAGCAGCAGCAAGAAACAACCUCACCACUACAGGCUGUUGUUUCUUCUUCACAAGUAGGCUCACCAUCAACCAUGGGAAUUCCACAAGUGAACCAGCAACCUCUGCAACAACAGGCCCAGCAACAGACCAGCCCACAACAAAUGAAUCAAAGGACUCCCAUGAGUCCACAACUGAGCUCAGGUGCGAUCCAUGCACUAAGUGCUGGUAACCCAGAGGCUUGUCCAGCUAGCCCCCAACUGAGCUCCCAGACCCUUGGCUCAGUUAGUAGCAUCACAAAUUCUCCUAUGGAGUUAGGUGUGAACAAAAGCAACUCUGUUGGCAAUACAUAGCAUGUUCUGAGUCCUCUUAUCUUAAACUAAUACUAGAGCCACCUUGGUGCUAAGCCACACCUCUCGUAGAAGAACCUGUAAAGCUAAUUUUGCAGGCAGAUCAGUGUCUGUCGGUGGAAAGCAGCUUGAUCAAAAGGAAUGAGGUACUUUUUGGUAAGUGCAAAAGCUAAUACUUGAGCCGCUUGGUGCCAAGCUAUCCACAGACAAUUUACAAUGGGGGCAGCUUCCACUUCGGAACUCCCAAA